AUGUUUGUCCAUAGCUUUUCCCUUGGCCUGCAAAGUGAGAAUAUCAAGAUCGAAAUGAAGCCUUACUUGGAAAAGAAAUUUAUAAGCGAUGAAGAACUAUUCGAGAAAUUAAAUGUGUGUUUCAGUGACGAACUGGAGCGAUCACAGAAAUUCGGUUCACAGCUAACCCCCAAGGUAAAUGCUGUUCAAAAGGGAGGGGACAAGCAGGAGACAAAGAAUAAUGGGGUGGAGGAAGGUCUCAUGAAAGAACUAAGGGAGCUCAAGGCAGAAGUGGCCGCAGUCAAAGAGAGAGUUCGGGCCCCACUCCGGGCUCAAACCCCCCUCACACAACAGCCUAUGAGACAACCCCCACUGUGUAGGACCUGCCAACAAAGUGGGAAUGGAUGGCCGUGCAACCAUUGCUUCAGGUGUGGGGCGAGUGGCCAUUAUGUACGCGAGUGUAAUGCCCAAUUCAGCCGACGCUCUCCGGCAGAAUCUCAGGGAACGGCCAGAGGUCACGCCCAUGGGACAGGGUGUGACCAGGCAAGAAAAAUCAGUCCCGUUACGUGCAGUGUGGAAAACAAAGCACAGACCAUGUACCACUUAACCGCUGCGGAGCCUGUAAGAUCAAUAGAUAUUAUUCAAAAGAAUGUCAAGUAAAAUACAGAACUGUGCAUAAACCAGUUUGCAUGGCUAUACAGGAACUUGAGAAACAGAAAGCAGCCGGAGAUGAUGGCGAUGAUUUGAACACGACGUUUCCCUGCCACCUGACGCCAAGGCAGCAGCUCGGACUGACAAAAAUCGUGGGACGGAGGUGCGUGGUAAAAUGCCUAAUUCAAGGAAAGGAAGUGGAGGCAUUAUGGGAUACAGGUUCCCAGGUUUGUGUUGUGUCAAGGAAGUGGCAACAAACUCACUUACCGCUGGAGGUGUUAAGAAAUGUUGAAGAGUUGUUGGGAGCAGGAGAAGAGUUGAAUUUGGAAGCGAUGAAUGGGACAAACAUUCCAUUUGACGGUUGGAUUGAGGUCGGGUUUAAGUUGGCUGGAGAUGAUACAACUGCUCAUGAGCUGACAGUUCCAGUACUGGUGGGACAAAAGGAACAAGAGUACCCAAUCAUUGGCUUCAAUGUUAUAGAAGAAGUCCUCGCUCAACAUGGUGGAAACCACCAAGCGGCAAGUAACAUCAUUCAGCAGUCAUUCCCUUCAAUUCAUCAUACUCGCGUAGGUACCCUGAUCAAUCUGAUCCAGUCAAGAACACAGGAUACCGGUACUGCAGCUGUUAAAGUCGGAAAGAGAGAUGUUAUGCUGCCAAAAGGAGAGGCAACGACAGUUAAGUGUCAAACUCACCUCGGACCAGUUCCAGAGGGGAUGCCAGUAAUCUUUGAGCCCAAGGAAGACAGCGAGCUCCCAGACGGACUGGAAUUGGGCGAGGAACUUACUAAAAUAACCCCGGGAACCUCUAGUCACGUGGCCGUCGUGGUCCAAAACAAUACAGACAGAAACAUCUUGUUAAAGCGCAGAACAGAAUUGGGCCGGAUACACCUGGUAAAGUCAGUUCUACCAAUUCCAAUACUCCCGACUCGUACUCUCGAGGAGACGAGGAUUUUACCCUGA
Messenger RNA from Pocillopora meandrina, 1589 nucleotides. Lineage: Eukaryota; Metazoa; Cnidaria; Anthozoa; Scleractinia; Pocilloporidae. The record is from the annotation of a GenBank genome assembly.